Molecule: messenger RNA, 1369 nt
Organism: Nilaparvata lugens (brown planthopper)
Lineage: Eukaryota; Metazoa; Arthropoda; Insecta; Hemiptera; Delphacidae
Product: troponin C, isoallergen Bla g 6.0101
Exons: 6
Coding region: 579-1037 (152 amino acids)
Molecular function (GO): enzyme regulator activity; calcium ion binding
Source: RefSeq, a predicted model, not a curated record
AUACAUCAAAAUGUACAUGAAUGCGUCUUUCUUUAUUAUUUUCAAAUUUUUAUUAUGUCCAUCAUGGAAUGUAUAAAUAAUUUGGUUGGAACAGGAUAAAUAUUCAAAUACAUCAAAAGUAAAUAAUGAUGUUUUUAAUAUUGAAGCUCCCUUAAUUUACAUUAAGCCUCUAUUGAAUUUCAAUGAUAAGAACGCAGUUUCAAUUUUUCAUUUCUAUUAAACGAGUUACAAAUUGAACAAUUGCAUGGCUACCGUAACUGAAGAGAGAAAUGUACAGCGUGAGCUUGGCACUGAUUAGCAUUCUUUCUAUCUUCUCGAAUUAACACCUCCCUUUAAUAGAACCGUGACCUCUGUGUGAGAUGAUUGAUUGAACUUGACAAAUUUUCACUGUGAUUCAAGCACUCACUCACACAUAUAGUGGAUCAGCAGUUGGGGAGGAGAAAAUUCAUGUCAGUUGCUAAAUUUGAAAUUGAUUGGAUAUUUAGCCUGGCUAGUAUAUAAUUUUCAAACUUCACGGAGUGAUAGUAUUGUUAGAGAUCAAGAGUCAUUGAUACCAACAGUGUCGGAGUGAUAGUGUAAUGGAGGACCUAACUGAAGACCAGCUUGAAUUGUGUAAGAAGGCUUUCAACGCUUUCGACCAUGACAAAAAGGGUGCUAUUAGCACUGAAUCCAUCGGAACAAUCCUGGAAAUGUUGGGGAAAAAACAAACUGAUAAGAAUUUGAGAGAUAUUAUCAGUGAAUUCGAUAUUUAUGGAACUGGAGAAUUGGAUUUUGAAGACUUCUGCAAAUUGGCUUCUAGAUUCAUUGUUGAAGAAGAAGAUAUAGCAGCUAUAGAACAAGAACUGAGAGAAGCAUUCCGACUUUAUGAUAAAGAUGGUUAUGGUUACAUCACAACUGAUGUGCUGCGUGAAAUUCUUCUGGAACUGGAGCCUGACAUGUCCGAUGAAGAUUUGGAUAAUAUGAUUGAUGAGAUCGAUUCUGAUGGAUCAGGAACUGUGGACUUUGAAGAAUUCAUGGAAGUCAUGACUGGCGAAUAAUAUUUUAGUGCUGUAUUCUUCAUGACAUCAUUUCAGUUUACAUAUCAUCAGUGUUUCAUUUCAUCUAUGAGACACCCUCUAAAUAAUUUUCAACAGAAUAAUAUAUAGGUCUAUUUAUAAAUAAAAGCGAAAUGGCAUUCAUUAUACAAUAAAAUUAUGAUUCUUGUUCUGUGAUAACAUAGUUACUCUCAAUUGUGAUGAGUGGGACAUUUUAUAAAGUUUGAUUAAAUAAUUAUUUGUUGUUGUUUUGAACGGACUAAAAUUCAUUGAAUUUUAUGAUUGGUUUGCCUUUCCAAUUCAAUCUAAAAUAAAAACAUAUUCUUCAUCUAAAA